AAUAUAAUAAAUUCCAUUGAAAAGCCAGAAAAGAACAAUCAAAGAUGCUUUUACUUGUCUGUAGCACUACAAGUUUCUUGCAGUGAAAAAGCCAUAUCUCCUCUCCCAUUUAGCCUACAAAUGGGUGACUCUUAUGUCCAUUCUUCUUCAUCUUUCUUCUCUUAUAAUUCACUUCUCAAAAGCUCUUCACCCUAUCUUUCAUGGCCUCUCCUUCUCCUCUCCAACUUCUCUUCUUCCUCUCUUUACCUUGGCUUCUUAUCACUCCCACUUCAUCAAAUCAAAUUCCUCAGAAAUAUGUUGUUUACAUGGGAAGUUCAUCUAAUGGAAAUGGAGGAGAUGCUAGAAUUGCAGAAUCAGCUCAUUUGCAGACAUUAUCCUCCAUUGUACCAAGUCAUGAAAGUGAAAGAAUAUCUCUAAUCCAUCAUUAUAAUCAUGCUUUCAAUGGGUUCUCUGCCAUGCUUACACAGAGUGAAGCUUCUGAAUUGUCUGGCCAUGAUGGAGUUGUAUCAGUGUUCCAAGAUCCAACUCUUCAACUCCACACCACACGUUCUUGGGAAUUCUUGGAGGGAAAAUCAGGCAUGCAAUCCAGCUACAAGUAUCCUCAUGUAUCAAGUGAUGUAAUUAUUGGGGUCAUUGACACAGGCAUAUGGCCCGAGUCUCCAAGUUUCAGUGACCAUGGAAUUGGAGAAAUCCCUUCUAGAUGGAAAGGAAUUUGCAUGGAAGGACAUGAUUUCAAGAAAUUCCACUGCAAUAAGAAGCUGAUAGGAGCAAGAUACUAUGACGCAAUCCUGAGAACCUACAAAAAUAACAAGACCUAUGUGGCCAAACCAGGAGGCUCACCAAGGGACUAUAUUGGGCAUGGCACCCACACCACAUCUAUAGCAGGUGGGGCUCGAGUAGCUAAUGUAAGUUACUAUGGCCUAGCAGAAGGCACAGCUAGGGGUGGAUCUCCUUCAACUAGGUUAGCAAUCUACAAAGCCUGCACAUUAGAUGGUUGCUCUGGCUCCACCAUCUUGAAGGCAAUUGAUGAUGCAAUUAAGGAUGGAGUUGAUAUAAUUUCUAUUUCUAUUGGGAUGAACUCAAUUUUUCAAUCUGAUUACAUUAAUGACCCCAUAGCAAUUGGUGCAUUUCACGCACAACAAAUGGGUAUCAUGGUAAUUUGCUCUGGUGGUAAUGAUGGACCUGAUCCUUACACUAUUGUCAACUCUGCUCCUUGGAUUUUUACUGUUGCAGCUUCUAAUAUUGAUAGAGAUUUCCAAUCCACUGUCCUUCUUGGAAAUGGGAAGACUUUCAAAGGAUCUGCCAUUAAUUUCUCAAACCUCACUCGCUCAAGGACUUAUCCUCUAGUGUUUGGAGAGGAUGCUGCUGCCAAGUUUACCCCAGUUUCGGAAGCAAGGAAUUGCCAUCCAGGAUCAUUAAAUGGACAGAAAGUUGCUGGCAAGAUUGUGGUUUGCAUUGACAAUGAUUUUAGAAUUCCUAGACAAAUCAAGAAAUUAGUUGUAGAAGAUGCCAGAGCCAAAGGGUUGAUUUUGAUCAAUGAGGAUGAGAAAGCUGUACCCUUUGAUUCUGGUGUUUUUCCAUUUGCAGAAGUUGGCAAUAUUGCAGGAGCUCAGCUCCUUCAAUACAUAAAUUCUACCAAAAAUCCAACCGCAACAAUCCUUCCAGCAGUUGAUGUUCCGCACUACAAACCAGCACCAGUUGUUGCAUAUUUCUCUUCCAGGGGCCCUGGACAGCUUACAGAAAACAUUCUGAAGCCAGAUAUAAUGGCUCCAGGAGUUGCCAUAAUUGCUGCCAUGAUUCCCAAAAAUGAAUCAGGAAGUGUUCCAAUUGGAAAGAAGCCAUCAGGAUAUGCUAUAAAAUCUGGGACAUCAAUGGCUUGCCCUCAUGUAACAGGAGCUGCUGCAUUCAUCAAAUCCAUUCACCGCGAGUGGAGUUCUUCCAUGAUCAAAUCUGCUCUUAUGACAACAGCCACUGUCUACAACAACUUGGGGAAACCCUUGACAAACAGCUCACAUUCAAAUUCAAAUCCACAUGAGAUGGGGGUUGGAGAGAUAAACCCACUCAAAGCUCUUAAUCCAGGAUUAGUUUUCGAAACAAUAACAGAAGAUUAUCUUCAAUUCCUUUGUUAUUUUGGGUACUCAGAGAAGAAGAUUAGAUCCAUGGCGAACAAAAACUUCAACUGCCCAAGAAUCAGCUUUGAAAAACUCAUCUCCAAUAUUAAUUACCCAUCAAUCUCCAUUAGCAAACUUGAUAGACACCAAGCUGCACAGACCAUAAAAAGAAGUGUAACAAAUGUGGGAUCCCCAAAUGCUACAUACAUAGCUAGAGUGCAAGCUCCAGAGGGACUAGUUGUGAAGGUGUUACCAAAGAAGCUUGUUUUCAAGGAGGGCUUAUCAAGAAUCUCUUUCAAUGUUUCCUUCAAUGGCAGAAUGGCUCCUAGUGGAUACAACUUUGGGUCUGUGACAUGGGUUGAUGGCAGCCAUUCUGUUCAUCUAGUGUUUACAGUAAAUGUUGAAUAGGAAGAACACAGAAGUCACACUGGAGGGACAAAGAAAUUGGAAGAAAGUUGUAAACAACUUGGAAUCACACUUUUCUUUAAUGAAAAUAGUGUAGGAUUGGACAAUAAUAUUUUCUUUUGUGAGGGUAAAGAUAAUGAUUGAUGCUAUCCUAUUCUUUGAUUGACCAA
This is a messenger RNA of Hevea brasiliensis (rubber tree), 2686 nucleotides long. Its product is annotated as CO(2)-response secreted protease. Gene Ontology annotation, molecular function: serine-type endopeptidase activity. Bases 201 to 2519 code for a protein of 772 amino acids. NCBI's taxonomy places the organism in Eukaryota, Viridiplantae, Streptophyta, Magnoliopsida, Malpighiales, Euphorbiaceae. The transcript has 11 exons. Gene Ontology annotation, biological process: proteolysis. The record is from RefSeq and is a predicted model, not a curated record.